CUGCUGACUAUAACGUGACCGAGGUUGGAAAGAGAUGUCCUCCCUCCCACAGCAAAGCCGCAAGCGUGCUGUAGCACAGCCUUAAAGUUAGGCAGGUCGAUCGAGGGGCCGCUGCGUCAAAGGCGUAACCUCGACAUCACCGCCGCCGCCGCCGGACGAACCAGGAUCAGGGGCACCUCCAGUGGUUUCAAAGGCGGGGUGGUGUACCCGUCUCGUGACACACAGACCGUGUUCUCUGCCGUGUUUACUGCAAAACAUCUGCUCCCUACAUCGCCCUGCAUACAUUGCAUCUUUCAUGGCACCCUGAAAGAAACAGUCCGGACGGCUUCGCCUCGCCAGCAGCGGACGGUGCAGCGCGUGCGGUGGGGGUGCGCCUGCCUGUGGAAGAAAGACAGGGAGAAGAAAGUCAAGGCAGAGAGUCAAGCUACGCACGGCACGACGGCCCGAUCGAACCUCGCUCCAUGUGCUCUGGCGAUCCUGUGCGCCGACCCGACGGGGCACGAACACAUCCCGCGGACGUGCGACUGUCGCCCUCUGUCGUGUCGCCGGUGCUCGGCGCACAUCAGAUGAUUCUGCCGCAGCAACAGCAGCAGCAUGCAGGUCAUGACCACGAUUACGCUCAUGUUCAUGCUCAAGGACAUGCGCAAGAUCGGGGACAGCGACAGGUGCCGCCGAAUGCAAACAUGAUCAAAGCCACGCUCGACUCUUCCGCGCCUGUUCCCGCUGCCUCUGCACCCUCGUCGAAGUCGACGCCUUCCCCGCAUGCGGGAUCUGGGUCCGUGGAGCAGAAGCUGAUCGAAGCCGUUGCGAUGGAGGUGCAAAAACAGCAGCAGCAGCAGCAGGACGCCCAAGCUACCCAUACUCCUCUUCAGACCCCGCAGCGAAGAACGGGGCGAAGACGCGGAGCUUCUUCACAAGACAUGAGCCUCGACCAUCCGCCGGCGCGCUUCCAGCCUGCUUCGCCUCUCGGUGCAUUCCAGCACCAGCAGCAGGCAACCCAGAACCAGCAGCAGACAUCGCAUUCACCGUGGGACCUCUCAGAUCCUUCCGCAGACUUCUUCACACCUACUACCACCACACCGCACGACGAACGUUCGCAUUCCCAACAACACCAAUCGCAGCAGCGCCAUUAUCCCCAGCAGCAGCAACAGCAGCCGUUGCCGCAGGAGAGCUCUGAACCAUACCAACAUCUUCCCCAUGCUCAUGAUCAGUCACAUGCCCACUCAUACUCACAUUCAUAUUCCCAGCCUCACUCGGCACCGCAGUCACAUGCACAUUCAAAUGCUCAUUCACAAUCACAAACACAAUCACAGCAGCCCCAACACCAGUAUGCUUCCUCCGUCACCGCAAUGCCCGUGUCGACUUUGCGCCUGGACGACGCCCGGCAGCGCGAGGAACAAAGUCACCAGCACCACUACCACCAACAACAGCAACAGCAGCAUACCUACUACCACCACUACCCCCAGCAGGACCAGAACCAGCACCAUCUGCACCACCAGCAGCUGUCCAUGAGCAUUAGGCGCGCUGCAGUCGGCGGACUCGAGUCACCCAUCGGCCUGAUGCAUCAGCAGCACCUGCCUGCCGUCACCAGCAACACCAACAGCAGCGCAGGCCCGCAGGAGCGUGCGGGCGUCAACAGCAGCAGCUUGUACAACCGCGACCCGGACGAACUGCGCGCCAUGCUCGCUACGCGCGAGGAGGCGUGCAGCCAGUCGCCCACAGCAAAGCAUGCAUACAGCCUCUCGCCCCCGUCUACAUCUGCUCUGCCUACUACUACCUCUACUGAUGCCGCUGCGGCUCCGUCUGCGUGUUCGUCGCGCGCACGCAUGAGCCGCAUGCUACCCGCCGGCGAAGUGCCGCCGGCCGCCAGCGCGUCCUCGGUGUCGCGCAGCGCUCCCGCUCCCGCUUCAGCCAACAGCAGCAGCGGGAGCGGCGGAAGAGGAGGCAGCGGACAAGGAUCUCAGAGAAGCCCGCGCCGCUCUGCGCAGAUGGUCGCGCCCAGCAGCUCACCAGGCGCGCUGUUGCACAGUCGCAGCCGCACGAGUAAACCGAACUCGCCGCCCGACGCCAUGGCUCGUGCAGCGCUCGCGCCCCAAAACGCACAUGUUCAUGUGAGGAGCCACACGCACAGCCUCGGCCAGAUGGCGCUUGCCAUGUCGUCAUCAUCCUCCACCCCUCCUGCCUUACAGCAGCAGAACAACGGCGGCUCCCCGAUCAUGGAUGCGUCGGCCAGUUUACCGAAGGGUGCGAGUCACCACCAGCAGCUGCUGCCACAUCACAUUGCUGCUGGUAGUGUGGGCGGAAGACGCGGUAGCGGUGCCAGGGGUGGUGCUAGCAGCACUGGCGCUGGCAGCAGCAGCGGCGGCAUCAGCCAAAGCCAGAGCAAGCUGCUCGUUCCUGUCCCGCCGGGAUACCGCGACUCGGUCAUCUUUACCGGCGCGCCACACGGCCGGCAACUGUCGAGCGGCACGAUGGGGCACCCGCACGGUGGCGCCGGCAGCGGGGUGCCUCUGCGUUCCGUCUCGCCGAGUGGCUCCAUUUCGUCGAGCCAGCACAGUCGGGCCGUCUCGUCCCAGUCCUCCGUGCUCUCCUCCUUCUCCUCGCGCCAUCACCACAUGAGCGACUCGAGCGUUGGCUCCUCGGCCUACGCCACGACCGACAUCUCUAUCGAUGGCGGUGCCGGUGGUGGACGUACGUCGGCGUCGAACACGUCCAUGUCCGCGUCCGCAUCCCGCGCUUGCUCCACGCCCGACACGGACGACGUCCUCUCCAUGCACAGCGGAAGUAUCGACGUCGACAGCGCCGGAGCCGGAGCCAGCCACUUCAGCAGCGUCUCGCUCUCUUCUGCAGCUGCAGCGGCCGCAGCGGCGCAAAAGCGGUCCAAGUCGAAGAUCGACGAUGCGGACCGCAAGCGCAUCUGCGAGUACGCCGCGGCGCAUCCACGCCAGCGACAGGGCGACAUUGCCGCUGUAUUCGACAUUGAGCGCUCGACCGUCAGUAAGAUCCUCAAGAACCGCGACAAAUGGCUCGCCAUCGACCUCGGUGACGUGUACCUCAACCGCGACCGCUCGAUCAAGUACCCGGACAUUGAGCGUCGCCUGCUCGACUGGGUCCAUGGCGAGCUGGAGAGCGGCAGCAUGCCGGGUGACGAGCAGCUGCGCGAACAGGCGAUUGCUUUUGCGAGGCAGACCGCCGCUGGUGUCGGAGGAGGCGGGGGCAAUGCGGCCGCUAAUCACGAAUUCAGACCGACCGAUUCGUGGAUUGAGACGUUCAAGAUCAGGGCAAAGUUGCCAACCAGGCUCGAUGCCUCUGUUGAGGCUGUCUCGCAGUCGCAGUCACAAACCCAAAGUCAAUCGCAGUCGCAAACGCCGUCAGAAACAAGCACAACACCAGCAGUCGAUGCCCGUGGUGGCUCAUUCAUGGCCUCCACCGGGCCAAGCACAGCGCCGUCUCCAUUUGCAUGGAAUGGUGCCUCUUCGUCACACAAUGCCUCUGUUAGCAGCACCGCCUCUAGCCUGAGCGAGCUCGGUCUCGGGCUCGCUCUUCAAGAUGCGCGCUCGCACUCAUCUGAUCCCAGCGAUUCGGCCAUGUCGUCCAGCGCUACUUCGCAAGCUACGCCGCGUAGCGUGCAGCGCUUCACGAAUGUCAUUACUGGCGAUGGCCACAGUGACAUUUACUGUCGCUCACAUGAGGGUAGAGUCAACGAGCACCAACAGCUACAGCAACCUGGUCUCGCGCGCUCUUUCUCCAGUACAGAGAUCAGCGAUACACAGCUCUUCUCGAUGCCGGCAAAGCGACGUAAAGGUCUCUCGGGCCGUGCUGUUUCGCCGACGGUGACCGAAUCUGUCUCCAUGGACAGGGGUGCGGUCGCCUCCCCGCGCGCCGCCAGUGGCCGAGCACGACAGGAGGCCCCGCGCAGGCAACGAGACCAGGAGGAGACUCUGAGCGGCGCGCUCCAGCUCGAUCUGCGCGGGAUCGAUUCGAUGACCCCGAGACACCAGGGUAUUGCGCAGGUGUCAGGCAUAUCCGCUUCCCUACACGACCCAGUACCAGCAACAGCAUCAGUGCCGCUACAUAUGCAUGCGCCAGCACCGGCACCGACAAGCGGCACGACCUUGGACGGCGCGACUAUGCUUUCAUCGAAUGCAGAGCGCCUCGUCAACGCCCGCCCACUCGCCGGGGACUUCAUGGAGACUUCCUCACCCGCUCAGACGGGAUCGACAGAGGAGGGCCGCCCGAUCAGCGUCGACGAAGCGCGGGAAAGCUUGGAUUUGGUAUUGCGUUUCCUUCGAGAGCAACCAGUGGAUUUCUGUCCGCGCGAUCAUUUUCUGGUGUUCGGGCAUCUUCAAGGGUCUUUAGCAGCAUUACCAUCCGACAUGCGCUCCGAUCGAAGCAGAAGUGGCACCAUAGAAGGAGGAUAGCUCCUGGACCCACCAUAGUAGUAGACUUUAGGCAUUUCUUCAGACAUUCACAACCAACAGUGCCCAAUGGGUUCGGCUGAGAUCGUGUGGAUCUUGACGGACAUAUGGGCUC
This is a messenger RNA of Tilletiaria anomala UBC 951, 4533 nucleotides long. RefSeq lists its product as uncharacterized. The record is from RefSeq and is a predicted model, not a curated record. Lineage: Eukaryota; Fungi; Basidiomycota; Exobasidiomycetes; Georgefischeriales; Tilletiariaceae. Bases 462 to 4421 code for a protein of 1319 amino acids. The transcript is spliced from 3 exons.